CCCAUUAGUUUCUUCAUUUCAUUAUUCCAUUAUUUCCAAUUAAUUAUAAUAUUUUAUCUUUAAUGAAUCAUGAUUCCAGCCCAUCUUUGCCAAACUACAACGAGUUACCCAAAUAGCGGCUGUAGCAGUGUAGCCUAUACUUUUAGCCAUCCACCGAAGAACUUCAAAACUGAGCACGAUCUAGCAACUUGAUCACUCUCUGAAUGCAUCAUCAUCUAUUGUAGUAAGAUCUUUCUCGUAUUUACGAUUCCUGUCAUACUAAAACCCAUCAUUCGUGUACUUCGGUGUCCCCAAAUGAUUGUUUGACAACAUGCCUACAAACUGUUUGAUGAAAUGUCUGAAAGAAAGAAGAUCUUUUAUACCAGGCACCAAGAUAUCCAGUUUUCACCUGAGUACCUCCGAUAGACUUAUGGGGUAGUUUUGAAAAACAUUCGUGGGUAUUUGCGACAUGGCGAUGAGAAGCAAAGCAAUUAUCAAAUGGCCAAAACAAGUAACAACAUCUCUAGUUGAACAACUGAUUAAAGCUGAACGGAAUGUAGAAAAAGCUGUCAUCGUUUUUGAUUCUGCAUCAGCAGAGUACGCUAAUGGCUUCCGCCAUGACCACACCACUUACUCCCUCAUCAUCUCCAAGCUCUUAUCUGUCAAUCAGUUCACAAGAGCAGAAGAUUUCAUCGACAGAAUGACAAAAGAAUCCUGUAAAGUCACCGAAGACAUACUUUUAUCAAUAUGCAGAGCUUAUGGACGCGUCCAUAAACCUCAUGAUGUCAUGAGAAUUUUCCAGAAGAUAUCUGAACCCACAUUGAAAGCUUACGUCACUGUCUUCUCCAUUCUCGUUGAUGAAAACCAGUUGAAAGUCGCCUUCAAGUUCUACAGGUACAUGAGACAGUUAGGCUUCCCUCCAAAUCUCCCUUCACUUAAUGUCUUAAUCAAAGCUCUUUCCAAGAACAUCUCCACCAUUGAUUCAGCCAUUAACAUCUUUCGUGAGAUGCCCAAACAUGGGUGUACCCCAGAUACAUACACAUACGGGACUUUAAUCAAUGGGUUAUGUAAAUUAUCAAAAAUUAAAGAAGCCAAAGAGCUUUUUAAAGAAAUGGAAACAAAAGGUUGUUCUCCAAGUGUUGUCACCUACACUAGCUUAAUCCAUGGAUUAGCCCAAAACAAUUUAGAUGAAGCUUUGGCUCUUUUUCAAGAAAUGGAAGCUAAAACUAUAACCCCUAAUGUAUACACCUACAGCUCUAUUAUAAAUGGGCUAUGUAAGAAUGGGCGUAGUUUGGAGGCUAUGGAGAUUUUGGAGGGUAUGAUUGUCAAACGACAUAAACCCAACAUGGUAACUUAUAGCACUUUACUUCAUGGAUUAUGUAAAGAGAAAAAGAUUCGGGAAUCUUUGGAGAUAUUUGAUAGGAUGAAGGUUCAUGGGUUGAAACCAGAUGCAGGAUUGUAUUGGAAGAUGAUUGAGGUGUUUUGUGAUGAUGGGAAGUUUGAUAAAGCUGCAAACUUUCUUGAUGAAAUGGUGUUUGAAGGGAUUCCUAUAAAGAGAGUGACUUGGGGUGUUCAUGUUAAGAUACAUAAUACUGUGGUGAGAGGUCUUUGUAGGGGUAAUGAUGGAAAUAGAGGGUUUCAAGCUUAUUGUAGGAUGCGAGGUAAGGGGAUUUGUGUUGAUGUUGAAACUUUUGAGGUUCUUGUUGGUUUCUAUUGUGAGAAACGUGAUCUUGAGAAGGCGAUUAGGGUUUUUGAUGACAUGGUUGUUGAUGGAUGUGUUCUUGAAGAAGAUACAUGGAGUGAUUUGGUUUGUAGAGUUUUGGGGAAACAAAAUGUGCAAGAAGCUGUUGAAUUGAUGAGUAAACUUGUUGUGUUUGGAAAUCAAGUUUGACAUAAGUCAUCUAAUCCUUUAUAAUUACUUAUUUUAAUCAUAUGUAUGCUCAUUAUCUCGGAUAUAAGCUUAAUGAUGUAAUUUAAGUAUGGGGUGUGUAACGACUAACUCAAGUAUCGUAUAA
Molecule: messenger RNA, 1994 nt
Organism: Lactuca sativa (garden lettuce)
Lineage: Eukaryota; Viridiplantae; Streptophyta; Magnoliopsida; Asterales; Asteraceae
Product: Pentatricopeptide repeat (PPR) superfamily protein
Biological process (GO): chloroplast-nucleus signaling pathway; mitochondria-nucleus signaling pathway
Cellular component (GO): chloroplast
Molecular function (GO): protein binding
Source: RefSeq, a predicted model, not a curated record